AUGGAACUGAAAAGAUUUGAAUUAGAUGAAAAAGGAAGAGAAAUGAAUAACAACUUGGAAAAAGAGAAAGACAGAUUAAAAGAAAUAGAAAUAAAAAAGCUGGUGUGGGAAAAAGAGGUUAAGCUUAAAUUUACAGAGGAUGUAGUUGAAAGAUACUUCACCUCAUUUGAAAAGACAGCUAUGAAGUUGAAUUGGCCAAGAGAUGCUUGGACCAUAGUGUUACAGAGUGUUUUGUUAAGUACAGCAAUUAAUGUACAUGUUACCUUGUCAGAGGAACAAUCUGCAGACUACGAGGUUGCACUUAAUUGGCAUGUUGAUGUAGCUACCUUUUUAAUAGAAAGAGGAGCUCGAGUAAACCAGGCUGACAGUUAUGGUCGAACUCCACUUCAUGUUGCUGCAUCGUUGAACUACAUUGAUAUGAUUGAGCUGUUGUUAGAAAAUAAUGCGAAUAUUGAGGCACGAACUACCGAAGAAUGGCAGACCCCAUUCCAUUAUGCAGCUAAGUAUGAUGCAACAAAUUCUAUUCAGUGCUUACACAACAAGGGUGCAAAAAUUCAUGUUCUGGAUUACAAACAAAGAACUCCAUUGUAUCUUGCAGCAUUUUAUGGUAAUUGUCAAGAUGAGUAA
Messenger RNA from Carcharodon carcharias (great white shark), 627 nucleotides. RefSeq names its product serine/threonine-protein phosphatase 6 regulatory ankyrin repeat subunit C. The record is from RefSeq and is a predicted model, not a curated record. NCBI's taxonomy places the organism in Eukaryota, Metazoa, Chordata, Chondrichthyes, Lamniformes, Lamnidae. The transcript has 4 exons. Gene Ontology annotation, molecular function: protein binding. The coding region runs from base 1 to 627 and encodes 208 amino acids.